Molecule: messenger RNA, 975 nt
Organism: Gloeophyllum trabeum ATCC 11539
Lineage: Eukaryota; Fungi; Basidiomycota; Agaricomycetes; Gloeophyllales; Gloeophyllaceae
Exons: 2
Coding region: 1-975 (324 amino acids)
Biological process (GO): box C/D snoRNP assembly; maturation of LSU-rRNA from tricistronic rRNA transcript (SSU-rRNA, 5.8S rRNA, LSU-rRNA); snoRNA localization
Cellular component (GO): pre-snoRNP complex; nucleus
Source: RefSeq, a predicted model, not a curated record
AUGCAGUUGGAUUUCAGAGAUAUUGAUAUGGAGCUCCUGCCUGAUGGAAUGGAGAAAAGGAAGCUCAAUCAAUCUGCCUGGGAUUUCAAAAACCAAACCGCGCUUCUCACUAUCGAGUUCAAGUUCCAUCCCCCACCAGACCCUCUCGCCCUAGCCGGUCAAUCGCACCCGACUGUAACCCUCCUCACUCAUAGGAACGACAUUAACACGUCUCUCUUGGCUCUUUUGCAAAAGCAAGUGACCGAGCGACCCAAGGGCAAGAAAGAGAAGGGCACUCCUGCGUGGGUGAAGAGCUUGGUCAUGCCUGACCCUGACGAUCCCGAAGGGUUCGUCAUCCCGACCUGUGUUAUGCCCGCACCCUCCGGUAUAGCUACAAAUUUGACCAGACAACCCAAGACGGGAUAUUACAAGUUCGACCCAACGCAGAAGCUCUCGUCUCUGCUCCGGAAUAAAUCUUUUGUAGAAUAUCCUUGUAUCGAGAUAUUCGAGGACGGCAGCUUCCAUGGGACGGUCAUUGACGACAGCGGGGCCAUUCAAGUGGGAGAAGAUGAGAGGAAGCCGAAGAGACGGAAAAUUGACGUGAAGGCGAUCCGCGGGUUGCUGGGCGGCUAUGGGAGCGCUGACGAGGAGGAAGAGAGGAACGUGUUGAUAACUUUGGGAGACUACGGUGGGAGCGACGCAGAAACGGAUAUGCCUAGCAGACUGGAUGAAGGAGAAGUGGCUGGAGGAGAUGAGGGAGGCGAGGGAGUGGAUGAGGUGGAAGGGGACGAUAUUGAUCCAGAAGACACUACCACACUCGACGACGAUGCUCCUGGCGAGGAAGUUAAUUACGAGGAACUGGUUGCGAAAGUCAAGGCAGCACAGUCGCUCGAAGACGAGGAGGACCUGGAUUGGGGACAGUCAGAUGACGAUGACAAGCUGGAACAAGUCGUACGGACAGCAGCCCAGGAGAUACUCCGAGCUCAAGGGAUGUAA